AUGGCGGCGGAGGCCUCGACGGCUCAGCUGGCCUUGUCUUUCUACCGGAAGAUAGGGAGGAAGAGUCGGCCUCGGGGUCCCGCCGAGAUCCAGUGCAGUCGGUGUGGAAGAAGGGUGUCCAGAGCAUCAGGUCAUUACCAUGAACUUCAGUGUGGACAUGCUUUUUGUGAACUGUGCUUGUUAGUAACUGAAGAAUACAGCACAAUUACAUGCCCUGAUUGUGAGGUUGCUGCUGCUAUAAAUAUGAGACAAGGCUACUACUCAAUAGAUGGAUAUAUUAAAGAAGACUCUUUAAUGGAAAAACUGCCGCCUAAAAUGAUUAACAGUUGUUCUCAGGACUUUGAGAAGACUGCUCAUCAGCUAACUAUUGGGUUAGAACAUUCAACCUCCACACAUAGGACUGUUUCGAACUCAUCAGCUGUCAUGUCGGAGAUUAAAACUGCUGAAGAAAUUGAUGAAGCAUUGAAGAUAGCAGGCUAUAAUUUUGAACAAUUAAGUAUUGCUGUAAAAAUGCUUGAACAUACACAGAAUCAAACAAGAAAGGAGACAGAAAGUGUUAUAGGGGUUGUGGAGAAAAAAUUUGACCAACUUUUUGCUUGUCUUGAUUCCAGGAAAAAGAACCUGUGCGAAGAACUUGUAAGAAAUACAGAUGAUUAUCUAUCAAAUUUAACAAUGACUAAAAGCUACAUUGAAGAGAAAAAGAAUGAUUUGGAUGCAGCUAUGAAGAUAGCAAGAGAGUUAAAAUCAGCACCUUCUCUAAGACCAUAUUGUGACCUUAACCAGAUUAUCCGGACGUUGAAGUUAACAUUAGAUAGUGAAUUGUCACAAGUUAACUCUCUAAAACUAAGGAGCUCUCCCAGGUUGAAUAUGAAUUGCAGUGAGAUCAUCUGUAUGUUCAACAAUAUGGGAAAGAUUGAAUUUGUGGACUCAAAAUGUUAUCCUCAAGAAAAUGAGAUUGGACAGGAUGUUCAAAAGAAAUAUAAUAAAAAAGAACUCUCUUGUUAUGAUACAUGCCCAUCACUAGAACAAAAAAAGGCUGACAUGUCUGUUUCAACCAAUGAGACACCACCACCUCCUUUGCAACAGGAAACCAGUGAUGUUCACUUAGAAGCAAAAAACUUCCAGCCACAAAAAGAAGUUGUUGCAAUGGCAUCCCCUAAAACCAUUGCUGUGUUUCCUCAAAUGGGAUCUAGCCCUGAUGUGAUAAUUGAAGAAAUUAUUGAAGAAAACCUGGAAAGUUCUCCAGAGCUGGUUUUUGUAAGCCAUGUAAUACAUCCUUGCCACUUUUACAUUCGGAAGUAUUCACAAAUAAAAGAUGCAACAUUAUUGGAAAAGAAGGUGAAUGAAUUUUGCAAUAAGAGUUUACACCUGGAUCCUUCAGACGUUUUGGAGCUAGGUUCAACAGUAUUUGUCAACAGUAUUGAAAAUGGAAUGUGGUGUCGAGGAACUAUCACUGAAUUAAUUCCAAUAGAAAGUAAAAAUACCAGAAAACCUUGUAGUCCAACCAAAUUUUCAAUCCGUGAAGUUGCAUUGAUACAAAUAUUCAUGGUAGAUUUUGGAAAUUCAGAAGUCCUAAUUGUCGCAGGAAUUGGUGAUAGUCACAUGACACCAGAACACAUUGCUGAGCAGCAUAUUGUACUUGAUGAUUUAUGUCUGAUUCUAAGAAAGUCUGACCUGUACAUUAAAGGGCUGCUGAAAGACAUCCAGCCCUUAGCACAGCCUUGCUCGUUGAAAGACAUUGUUCCACAGAAGUCAAAUGAAGGCUGGAAAGAGGAAGCUAAAGUGGAAUUUUUGAAAAUGGUAAAUAACAAGGCUGUUUUAAUGAAAGUUUUUAGAGAAGAAGAUGGUGUGCUUAUUGUAGAUCUACAGAAACCACCAACAAAUAAAAUAAGCAGUGAUAUGCCUGUGUCUAUUAGAGAUGCAUUAGUUUUUAUGGAACUAGCAAGGUUUAGGUCACAAUCACCAAGAAGUUACUUUGAAAAAAAUACAGCUUUACAUUACCAUCCACCUAUUUUGCCUGAAGAAACAACAGAUGUUUCCGUUAUGGUUUGUCAUAUAAACAGUCCUACAGAUUUCUAUCUUCAAUUGAUAGAUGGCCUGGAUUUUUUGUUAUUAUUAAAGACAAUUGAGGAAUUUUAUAAAAGUGAAGAUGGAGAAAAUCUGGAAAUCCUCUGUCCAGUUCAAGAUCAAGCCUGUGUAGCUAAAUUUGAAGAUGGUGUUUGGUACCGAGCAAAAGUCACGGGAUUGCCUGGGCAUCGAGAAGUUGAAGUUAAAUAUGUGGACUUUGGUAAUAGUGCAAAAAUAACAGUUAAAGAGAUGCGUAAAAUAAAAGAUGAUUUUCUGAAUAUCCCAGAGAAGGCAAUUAAAUGUAAGCUGGCUUAUAUUGAACCAUGUAAAGGGACGGUGCAGUGGUCCAUAAAAGCUAAAGAAAAAUUUGAAGAAAAGACUCAAGAUAAAUUUAUGACAUGUUCAAUUAUUAAAAUUCUGGAAGACAAUGUGCUUCUAGUUGAACUUUUUGAUUCUCAUGGUACUCCAGGAAUGACUCCUACUAGUAUUAAUGACCAGCUUGUCAAAGAGGGCCUAGCAUCUUAUGAAGUAGGGUACACCCUCAAAGAUGAUUCUAAAAAGCAUAUUGAAGUAUGGGAUCCUUCUCCAGAAGAAAUUAUCUCAAAUGAAGUAAACAACUUAAAUGCUGUGUCUACAAAAUCUCUACCUAAUGAGAAUUUCCAAUCACUUUAUAAUAAGGAACUGCCUGUGCAUAUCUGUAAUGUGAUCUCUCCUGAGAAGAUUUAUGUUCAGUGGUUAUUAACAGAAAACCUACUUAAUAGUUUAGAAGAAAAGAUGAUAGCUUUUUAUGAAAACUCAAAAUGGAAACCUGUUAAAUGGGAAAAUGAUAUGCACUGUGCUGUUAAGAUCCCAGAUAAGAAUCAGUGGCGAAGAGGCCAGAUCAUCAGAAUGGUUACAGACACAUUGGUAGAGGUCUUGCUGUAUGACGUGGGUGUUCAACUAGUAGUGAAUAUUAACUGCUUAAGAGAACUUGAAGAAAAUCUAAGAACAAUGGGAAGAUUAUCUUUGGAAUGCUCUCUUGUUGAUAUAAGACCAACUGGUGGGAGUGACAAGUGGACAGCAACAGCUUGUGACUGUCUUUCAUUGUACCUGACUGGAGCUGUAGCAACGAUAAUCUUACAGGUAGGUAGUGAAGAAAACAGUACAACAUGGCCACUACCUGUGAAAAUUUUCUGCAGAGAUGAAAAAGGAGAGCGUGUUGAUGUUUCUAAAUAUUUGAUUAAAAAGGGUUUGGCUUUGAGAGAAAGGAGAAUUAAUAAAUUCGAUAACAGCCACUUAUUAUCUGAGAAGUCUGUUGAAAUCCCCCUGGAACAAGAAGGUUCAAUAGUUACUAAUUGUAUUAAAAUCGACUCUGACCCUGACAAAAAAGCUGCUGAUACAAUCAAUGAACAUAAGUUGUCUGAGGUUACAGAGAACAUUCUAGAACCAAGAACCACUGGAUGCUAUAAACCACCAGCUAUUCCUAACAUCAAAGUAUUUGAGGCAGUAGUCACCUGCAUUGGUGAUGAUGGAACUAUAUUUGUAGUACCUAAACUGUCAGAAUUUGAGCUAGUAAAAAUGAUGAAUGAAAUACAGCGUAAUUUAAAAUGCCUUGGUCUUUUGGAGCCUUAUUUCUGGAAAAAGGGAGAAGCCUGUGCAGUAAGAGGAUCUGAUACUAUGUGGUAUCGAGGCAAGGUGAUGGAAAUUGUAGGUGGCACAAUCAGGGUACAAUAUUUAGAUCAUGGAUUCACUGAGAAAAUUCCACAGUGUCAUCUUUACCCUAUUUUGUUGUAUCCUGAUAUACCCCAGUUUUGUAUUCCUUGUCAGCUCUAUAAUACCAUACCUGUUGGGAAUGUCUGGCAACCAGAUGCAAUAGAACUUCUUCAGGAGCUGCUUUCAAAGAGAGAAGUGGAAAUACAUAUUAUGGAAUUACCAAAAAGUCCAUGGGAGAAGUUAUCCAUUCAUCUUUAUUUUGGUGGAAUGUCACUUUCUUACUUUAUGGCACACUAUAAAUAUUGUACUUUUGAACAUUCUGAGGAGAUAAUGAAAGAAAAACCAACAGAUUGUGAUAAAAAGUAUGAGGAAGAAGAAUGGGAAAUAAGAUUUGAGGAAUUGCUUUCCUCUGAAACAGAGACUGCUAUUUUACCACCAUAUUUGUCUUCAUCUCUACCUCCCCCAGAAGAAUUCUAUGCUGUUCAAGUGAAACAUGUUGUCUCACCUAAUGAGGUGUAUAUUUGCCUUGAUUCUGUAGACCACUAUAAUCACUGUAACCAGCACAGUGACACAGAUGAUAGUGGAGUCAGCUGGGAGUCAGAAUCUGAGAGCCUCGAUGAAGCACUGCAGAGGUGUAAUAAGAAUGUGGAGAUGUUUCCUCCUCUGACAGAUUUUAGAACAGAAAUGCCUUGCCUUGCAGAAUAUGAUGAUGGCUUAUGGUAUAGAGCAAAGAUUGUUUCCAUUAAAGAAUUUAAUCCUUUAACUGUUCUAGUACAGUUUGUUGAUUAUGGAUCAACUGAAAAGCUGACAGUAAACAGACUGCGUCAAAUUCCUCUUCAUCUCAUGCAAUAUCCAGCACGAGCUGUAAAGGUUCUCUUGGCAGGGUUUAAACCUCCCCUAAAAGAUUCAGGAAAGACAAGAAUACCAUAUUGUCCUGAAUGGAGCAUGGAGGCAUUGUGGGCUAUGAUAGACUGUCUUCAAGGAAAGCAACUUUAUGCUUCUUCCAUGGCUCAGGCACCAGAGCAAAUAGUGACAUUAUAUGAAGACGAGCAGAACGCAGUUCAUAUGUCCUUAGUAGAAGUGGGGCUCGCAGACGUAGAUGAAUGA
This is a messenger RNA of Otolemur garnettii (small-eared galago), 4866 nucleotides long. It is a transcript of the gene RNF17, whose product is annotated as ring finger protein 17. The record is from RefSeq and is a predicted model, not a curated record. The coding region runs from base 1 to 4866 and encodes 1621 amino acids. The transcript is spliced from 35 exons. Lineage: Eukaryota; Metazoa; Chordata; Mammalia; Primates; Galagidae.